Molecule: messenger RNA, 1203 nt
Organism: Effrenium voratum
Lineage: Eukaryota; Dinophyceae; Suessiales; Symbiodiniaceae
Source: the annotation of a GenBank genome assembly
AUGACGUUUAUGUGGAAGAUCGCGGACGGCAGCUUCACGCGGAACUUCUCGGAGCACACGGCCCGAGUGCUGCAGAUCACGCCCCUGAACGACGCGGCCUACUUCUGCGCCGCCACGCCCAAGGAGGCCAUCAUGUGGCUCACCCACGGCCUGCACGGGGAGGAUGCAAUCGGCAUGGAGUACAGAUCAGAAGAACGGCGCAAACAUCACGGCGCUUGCACUGUGACCGGCUGCAUCGGCUUGGCGAGCUGGGAGACCGCCUUGAUCGGUCAGAACAACAGCUUCGUGUCGAUGUGGGAGUGGAAGGGCAAGCACCAGAUGUACGUCCCCGUGGAUCCCAAGCUGGCCUAUGAGUGGCAGGUGAAGAAGGAUGUGGGCUACUACGAGCAUUGGCCCGUGUGGGACCGUGACAACGUCAUCAAGAAUGAAUACGUGAAGUGGAUGUUGGACCGCUAUCGCCUCCGUGACGGCUACGUGCGACGCCUGCGGGGCCGGCAGCUUGAGGACUCAGGCAGUGAGGAGGAGGAGAACGAGUACCCCUGGUGGCUACCGCUGGCGGAGAAGAAGCUGCACAGGGCCGGACCCAGCGCGCCCUGGACGAACACCUUCACCAACCUGCGCUGGGGGGAUGUGCCGAACUUCUACUACGAGCCCAAUGGCUGGGGAGCAGUGACCAGUAUGGCGGAGAUCGUUUCGGACACCCUGUUCGCCGUGGGCUAUGAGGAUGGCAGCAUCAGAGUUUGGCGGACCUACAAUGGCUUCAUCGUGGCCGUCAUCUCCAAAGCGCACGCGGGGUCUGUGGCCGCUUUGGUCUCCGCACCGGCGGGUAACAUGUUGUACUCCGGAGGCGACGACGGGUGGAUCCGCAUUUGGGAGGCGUCCACGGGCAAGCCGCUCGGGGCCAUCUACGCAGCCUUUGCGGGGCCCAUCUUAGCGAUGGACAUCAUCCCCGGUGGCAGCGCCUUGUACUCGGCCCACGCCAGCGGGCGCUUCAUCCUGUGGGAGCUGGGCACGCGGUCGGCCCUCUGCCAGCUGGACGCCGAGGGGGGCAAGAUCAACUCCCUGGAGUCCCGCCCGAACGCGGAAACGCGAUUCAUGGAGGGCUUUGGGGGGUGUAGGUGGGGGGGUGGGUGGGGGGGGUUGCUGGGGGUUGCUGGGGGUUGGUGGGGGUUGGUGGGGGGUUGGUGGGUGGGGGGGGGAUAG